AUGGCGGACCCAAAGACAGAGGCCGCCCGGCCUGCCGGCCCUGGCCCCGAGCCCCUGGAGGCGGCCUUGGAGCCCGGGCUAUCGCUGUCGACGCGCGCCAUGCACGCCGACGACUACAUCAACAGCCACCCGGCCGUCGCGCCGCCGAUGCACGUCAGCACCACGUUCCGGUACAACGAGGACCCGGACAAGUUGGUGUUUUGGGGGCAGCCAGACCCAAACGCAACCCACGACACGCACACCUACUCGCGCGAGACGGCCCCCAACACGACCCGCAUGGAGGCCAUCCUGACCUCAGCCGUGGGCGCGCCGUGCCUGACCUACAGCUCGGGGCUGUCGGCCCUGCACGCGCUCCUGACCCACCUCAACCCGCGCCGGAUCGCGCUCGAGGGCGGCUACAGCGGCUCGCACGGCGUCGUCGCGCUCCUGUCGCGGCUCACGGGGCUCGAGGCCGUCCCGUCGCUGUCGGACGAGUCCCUGUCCCUCCUCGGCCCCGGGGACGUGGUGCACGUCGAGACGCCGCUCAACCCCACGGGCGAGGCGCGCGACCUCGAGCGGCUCGCGGCCGCCGCCAGGCGCAGGGGCGCGUACCUGACGGUCGACGCGACGUUUGCGCCGCCGCCGCUGCUGGACCCGUUCCUGUGGGGCGCCGACGCCGUGGUGCACAGCGGCACAAAGUACUUUGGCGGGCAUUCAGACAUGCUGUGCGGCGUGCUGGCCGUCGCGCCGCGGUGGGCCGUCGACAACAAGAUGACGGCGCAGGGGCAGGGGCAGGGGCAGGAGGAGAAGAGGAGAGGAAGACUGGAGGCCGGCGGCUGGGUCGGGCAGCUGCGCGCCGACCGGCUGGUGCUGGGCUCCGUCAUGGGAAGCAUGGAGGGGUGGCUGGGCGUGCGGAGCCUGCGGACGCUGGAGCUGCGCGUGGAGCGGCAGAGCGCGAGCGCGCAGCGGCUGGUCGACUGGCUGGUGGCGGCGUCGGCGGCGGCGGCUAGCAAGGAGGGACAGGGACAGUCGUCGCCCGUGGCCGCCGGGCUGGUCGUGCAGGUGCGACACGCCAGCCAGCAGCCAGAGGCGGCCGACGCCGGGUCGUGGCUGCGGCGGCAGAUGCCGCGCGGCUUCGGGCCCGUCUUCUCCGUCGUGCUCGACAGCGAGGACCACGCGCGCCGGCUGCCGAGCAAACUGCGGCUGUUCCACCACGCCACCAGCCUGGGAGGAGUCGAGAGCCUGAUCGAGUGGCGCGCCAUGACGGACCCGCUCGUCGACAGGCGCCUGCUCCGCGUCAGCGUCGGCGUCGAGGCCUGGGAGGACCUGCGGGAGGACCUGCUGCAGGGCUUCCGGGCGAUUGUGGACGAGGACGGGGGCUAG
Molecule: messenger RNA, 1362 nt
Organism: Gaeumannomyces tritici R3-111a-1
Lineage: Eukaryota; Fungi; Ascomycota; Sordariomycetes; Magnaporthales; Magnaporthaceae
Exons: 2
Coding region: 1-1362 (453 amino acids)
Biological process (GO): transsulfuration
Cellular component (GO): cytoplasm
Molecular function (GO): pyridoxal phosphate binding; carbon-sulfur lyase activity
Source: RefSeq, a predicted model, not a curated record